UAUCGUGAUGUCAACUUCUCACGCAUGAUCUUUGCUGGCGUACAGUCCCAACCAUCCUGAUGCUCUCCGUGGACAGAGUGGCAAUUCCAAAAUCCAUCGUGCAUUUUGCAGCAGCUCUUUCCCGAGCCCACUCGCUGGGGGAUGCUUGCACGUCAAACGGGAUUUGUUUGCGCCGAAAGGGUACUCGCCGACUCAACCGGCAAGCGCAACACAGUCUCGGCGUGUGUGGUUCUUUCCAACCAAAACAACCACAACAACCACAACAACGCGCCUGACCUCAACUUCAGGCACCAACAACUCUUCUGCGUAGAAUGCAAAUCUUCCUUCACUUUCAUCAACCCAACCAUCGCCAUGUCACGCGAUAGUUACAAGCCUCAGCGCUUCACCACCAAUCCGUUCACUUUGCCGGUGCGCCCCUCCUACUCAUGGGAGGACUCGCGCGACCGCACCAGCGUACAGCUUCACGAAUCCGCUAUGCGCCAGUUCGGCCUGCCGCAAGGCACGAGUGGAUCCACUUCGGUCGCUGCCUCCAAUGAGAGCCCGGAGGCCGCUUACCAGAAGUGGGAGAACCGUGGUCUGCUCAUCCAAAAGCACGAGCGUCGCCUGAGUGACAGCAACAACUUGCUGGCUAAGAUGUGGCGUCGUCUCGAUCCAUAUGGCCGUGUCGGCGACGUCCUGAGCAACAAUGUCGUCGUGCAGCGCCAUGCCGAGCAGCGCGCCGAGCCAGCUUACAGCGAGAAUCCGUACAUGCAGGGCCUCUUUCACCAAUUGGCCGCAUACGACUACAUCAAUGCCGUCGAUCCGGAGUUCAUAUUGUCUCCAGCAGCACCCACUGCUGCUGCUGCUUCUGACCCUGGCUUGACCGAGAAGCGCCUCAACAGCCUUGCCACCACUGUCAAGAUGCAGUCUGGCCUGGUGCAGGAGAAGAACGAGACUAUUGAGAAGCUGCGCGCCCAACUCGCUGCACAACGCAAGGUCCAGCUGCAGUUCACCGCUCACCAGAAGGACAAAGACGAUACUAUUUCUCUCCUUGAGAAGCAGGUUCAGAAGGCCAGCGCCAGAAUAUCGACGCUCUGCAAUACCUUGUCUGAGACAAAGCCCAAGAGUAUUGCAGUGCCUCGUGCUCCUCGCAGCUCGCGUGCUCCGCGCAUCGCACGCACCGUACGCGCACCGCGUGCCCCUAGCCCAAAGCUCCCAGAGGAUGCUUUUGGCGGUAUUCCCGAGAACCACGCGUCCCUCACUUUCAAUGGCUUCUCCGAACACAACGCCUUCAAUCCUGCGCGUCUGCAGAUGUUGAUAUCGGUCAACCCUCCUGUCAGCAACUUUCAGGUGCCAAACGUCAAGCCUGAGGACGGCAUAUUCGAUGUCGGCCCGUUGUCUUCGGGAGCAAACAGAGCACCUCUUGGUCCCAUAAAGAGGCGUUACGACUCUGCCAUGCAGAGUUCGCACGGCAGCCGCACCGCUACGCCUCUGCCUGCCUGGUCGCCUCACGCGGGUCUGCCCAGGCGUGCCAUAGAGCAACAGAGAGACGUUGUGCUCCUCGACUACGACGACCCUGAGGAGGUGCCAAACGACUGUAUCAGCAACAAGCGCUUCAAAUCUGGCGUCCUUACACCCCCUCGUCCUGAGGACCUGGUCAUGAAAUCCGUCCAAGAGCCCACCGUCAAGGUGGAAGACGCUGAGUUGGAGAUGGGUGAGAUCAAAGAAGUGCCUGAGGUUGGCUCGGAGCACAAGUAUGUCUACGACGGUCUCGAGGAGAUGAUUCAGGAGGCUCAGAAGAGCGCCAAGGCUUGAGAUACGAACUGUGGUUACUGUAAAUCCCUGAACAAUAGCAAU
Messenger RNA from Aureobasidium pullulans EXF-150, 1836 nucleotides. RefSeq lists its product as uncharacterized. Lineage: Eukaryota; Fungi; Ascomycota; Dothideomycetes; Dothideales; Saccotheciaceae. The record is from RefSeq and is a predicted model, not a curated record. Bases 142 to 1794 code for a protein of 550 amino acids. The transcript is spliced from 2 exons.